AUUAAGCAUCAGCCAGGACGGUCAAGCACCAAUGGCUUGCGUCACUCUGAAGCGUACAUUUCAUGAGUUGAACACUCUGGAGCCGAGUCCAAAGCGACGUCGCUGUGGCGGUCCCGCUUCAGCGCCCAGCACGCCUCCAGAAAUCAUGGCACAACCUCAACCAUCAUCAUUCGCAAAAGUGACGCCAAAAGUCAACUCGGAGCAACUACCUGUGGCUAUCCACGGCGAGUGGAAACGCAUUGCAAGACGCCGGAAGCUCUACUCGCAUGGCGACGGUCAAGUGUCUCCUCGCAGUGGCUCGCCAAAGCUUCCGCUUUCGCCGCAGCUGUCGACGCCGUUCGCUUCGUCGUCCUCGAAUUCCUCGUCAGCGAGUACGGUUGGCGUGUCAGCCGCUUCGACGUCGCUCUCUCGCAGCAAAGACCAUCCGCUUUUCACACUCAAGCAAGUGACCUUGAUUGUUGAGCGACUUUGGAGGGAGAGAGAAGAGCAACUGAGGGAGGAGUACGACCGUGUUCUAAGCGAGAAAUUGGCUGAGCAAUAUGAUGCUUUCGUCAGGUUCACUCAAGACCAACUUCAACGACGGUUUACUGGUGACUCAAUAAGCUAUGUGUCAUAGACAUACUCUGUCGUUAGUGAGACUUAGGAAUAUUAGCGAUUGUGUCAUUAGCACCAUCACUUGGUGUGUCUAAAGUUAGUGUGCAUCAUAUUUUGACGCAAGCUUUGGUUUUGCGAACAGAUUACCUAUUUGUUGGGAUUCUAUUUAGACGUGUAGAACAUCAGUAAUAGAGAAAAAUCAAUAAUAACUUUCAUCUUA
Messenger RNA from Corticium candelabrum, 814 nucleotides. Its product is annotated as akirin-2-like. The record is from RefSeq and is a predicted model, not a curated record. Bases 32 to 616 code for a protein of 194 amino acids. Gene Ontology annotation, biological process: positive regulation of transcription by RNA polymerase II; positive regulation of innate immune response. Gene Ontology annotation, cellular component: nucleus; chromatin. Gene Ontology annotation, molecular function: transcription coregulator activity. The transcript is spliced from 4 exons. Lineage: Eukaryota; Metazoa; Porifera; Homoscleromorpha; Homosclerophorida; Plakinidae.